UUGUCAAAUUAUGAGCAGAUAGACAUGCGUAAGUAAUGUCUUCAUUCUAUUGGUAGCUAAAAUUUCCUGCUGUCACCAUUUGGGAAGAUCGUAAGUUUGCACUUGACUCUGCGCUUGACUCUCUGGGAAAGAAAUGUUUCGAAACUUUACACUGGAUAAUAAAUUGGAAGAGAAGAAUACUGGUCACUCCGUACGUGCCCUGAUCACAGAGACCACUCAUAUUGCUCAUGUAGCAAAGCAAAAUCAGACCCAAAUGCUUCACAAUUCAUCCAGAGAAGAUGGGACUCUGAAAAUUUUGUCAGCUAUUGCCCUCCCUGUCCUUGCUUUGGGACUUUUCAGCAACGGAGCUAUUUUCUGGUUUCUCUGCUGUAGAAUCAAAAAGACUAAAUACACUGUAUACGUGCUGAAUUUAGCCAUUGCUGAUUUCACUGUCAUCUUCUGUUUCAUCACAUACUUUCUCAUCAAUCUAGUUAUCUGGGAAAACCCUCUUCUGGACCCAUAUUUCUUUGGGGUAUUUGAUAGCUUGACUUUUUUUGGAUUCAACACCAGUUUUUUCCUUUUGACAGCAAUUAGUGUGGAGAGGUAUGUGGGCACUUUUUUCCCAUUCUGCUAUCGUUCUAAUCGGCCAAAGCAUCUUUCCACCAUACUGUGCACUGUCCUGUGGGUCCUCUCCUGUAUCAUGGUGGGAAUAGACUAUAUUUGUUGGAGGGAAUUUACCUCUUCCAGAACUACACACCCUGCAAAUAUAUUCAUUAUAAUCAUUUUCAUGCUAUUUUUGCCAACUAUGGUCUUUUGUAGCUUCAGCCUGUUUAUCAAAUUAUCAAGACACUCCCAGUCAAAGUCUCCAACUCAGUUUUACCGUACUGUUGUUAUCACAGUCAUUCUGUUCCUCAUCUUUGCUGUGCCACACAGGAUCAUAUGUCUGAUGGAAUACAUGCAGCCAGCAAUGGAAAUAAACUGGACCAUCAUUCAUAGUUUUUUCUUGCUUAAUCUAAUCAACAGCAGCUUCAAUCCUUUUGUUUACUUUUUCGUUGGAAGACAGAAAAAGCAGCAAUCUAAGGACUCCUUGCAUGCAGUGAUCUAUAGAUCCUGCAAUGAUGAAAUCCUGGAUCAUUUGAGCAGUGAACAAGUGGCAUGA
Messenger RNA from Candoia aspera, 1138 nucleotides. Its product is annotated as proto-oncogene Mas-like. The coding region runs from base 134 to 1138 and encodes 334 amino acids. NCBI's taxonomy places the organism in Eukaryota, Metazoa, Chordata, Lepidosauria, Squamata, Candoiidae. The record is from RefSeq and is a predicted model, not a curated record. The transcript has 2 exons. Gene Ontology annotation, molecular function: G protein-coupled receptor activity. Gene Ontology annotation, biological process: G protein-coupled receptor signaling pathway. Gene Ontology annotation, cellular component: membrane.